This is a messenger RNA of Penicillium paradoxum, 1644 nucleotides long. RefSeq names its product putative mitochondrial DnaJ chaperone (Mdj1). Gene Ontology annotation, biological process: protein refolding; response to heat. Gene Ontology annotation, cellular component: cytoplasm. NCBI's taxonomy places the organism in Eukaryota, Fungi, Ascomycota, Eurotiomycetes, Eurotiales, Aspergillaceae. The record is from RefSeq and is a predicted model, not a curated record. The transcript has 3 exons. Gene Ontology annotation, molecular function: ATP binding; heat shock protein binding. Bases 1 to 1644 code for a protein of 547 amino acids.
AUGAAUCCAUCUACGGCUUUCCCCAAGGCCGCGGCUAUCCCCGCGCGUCUUUUGCGAACCCAGCGACAAUGCUCAAAACAGACUUCCAACAAUACCAUUCGCGCAUCUACUCAAACAAGAAACUAUCAUGCAACUGUCUCCGCUUCCCCGGCUCGGCGUCUCCGGGAGGAUGUUUGCAAGAGAAAGGACUCGUUGGUGAUAUCGGCUAGGGCCUUCCACACUACCUCUCCUCUUGCGGCUAUCUCCGAUCCCUACAAGGUUCUCGGCGUGGAUAAGAAAGCAUCUGCUGGCGACAUCAAGAAGGCGUACUACGGCUUGGCCAAGAAGUAUCACCCCGACACCAACAAAGAUCCCAAAGCCAAAGACAAGUUCGCCGAGGCCCAGACAGCCUAUGAGUUGUUAUCCGACGCCCAAAAGCGAGAGAACUUUGACCGGUACGGUUCGGCCGCCUUCGAUCAGAAUGGCGGGUUCGAUCCCAGCGGCGGUAACCCAUUCGCUGGUGCGGGAGGAUUCCACGGCUUUGGCGGCGGAUUUGGCGGUGGUGGUGGCUUUGGCGGCGGCUUUUCCGGCGACAUAAAUUUCGAAGACCUUUUUGGAGCCUUCACUGGAGGAGCACGCCGUGGCCCCCGGGGCGGGCGCAAUCCUUUCCAAGAACAGAUCUUGGUUGGUGAAGAUAUUGAGGUGCAGACCAACAUUUCAUUCAUGGAUGCUGCGAAGGGCACAACUCAGGAAAUCGUCAUCACGCCAUUGACCAAGUGUGGAACCUGUAAAGGCGAUGGGUUGAAGGCAGGUGCCAAACGUUCCCAGUGUCGUCAGUGCAACGGUACUGGUACCCGCGUCCAUAUGAUGCAGGGAGGCUUCCAAGUCGCCGCCACGUGCGACGCUUGUGGAGGUGCCGGCAUGUCUGUUCCCCGCGGGUCAGAGUGCAGCCCUUGCAGAGGAAACGGCGUAACCAGGGAGCGCAAGUCUAUCAAGGUCGAUAUCCCCGGGGGUCUCGAGGAUGGCAUGCGCUUGCGAGUCACUGGAGAAGGUGAUUCUCCGCCAACUGGAACCGCCGCUCCUCCCAAUGCUCGUACUCGGCCCGGUGAUCUUUACGUCUCUAUUCGAGUUGCCCCAGACCACCGCUUUAGCCGCUCCGGAUCCGACAUUCUGUAUACAGCCUCAAUCCCUCUUACCACAGCCAUCCUUGGUGGUGAGGUGACGAUCCCAACUCUCGAUAACCAAGUGAAGGUCAAGGUGGCUACCGGUACCGGUACCGGUGACCGAAUCACUCUGUCAGGAAUGGGUAUGAAGAAGCUUGGUGCCCGUGCGCGCGGUUUCACUCCCAAUGGCGAUCUUAAGGUUGAGUUCAAGGUCGCCAUGCCCAAGUACUUGACAGGCAACCAGCGCACCAUCUUGGAAGUCCUCGCCGACGAGAUGGAUGAUAAGACAGCGAAACGGACAAUGAACUUUAGCAAGGAGAGCUCCUCUUCUGCUUCCGGUAACGCUGAAGACGCGGAUAAGCACGAAGGAUUCCUGAAGUCUGUCUGGCAUCGACUCACAGAGAAGCACGGUGAAUGCAAGCCAUCCCAGGCUGACAAGAAGGACACCGAAAACAAAGAUGCUGGCAGCGAUGCCAGCAAGGAUAGCUCGAAGAAGAGCUAA